AGAAGCACUCGCGCGCGCUCAGAGAGAGUGCGAGCUCGUGCUGAGAGCGCGCGGCGUCCGCGGGAUUUUAUGCUUCGUUUAAAAUUUCGAUCAAAAAUUAAACGGUUUUUUCCUCCUGAAGCGGAAAUGGUUUUUCCUUCUCGUGGCCGCGUCCUCCUCGGCUCGCGCUGAUGGACCUCGCGCUGGAGGAUGACCAUGGCUUCUCUGGCCGACAGUCUGGUGACCUCUGACCCCGCCAAAUCCGCCUUCCUGGAGUUCAGUCACGGGCACGGAUACCCGGCUCGCGCGCAGCCCUACUCGCACUACCCCGCGCACGCGCUGCACGAGCCCGCGGGCUCCAGCGCGGGCCACUACGGCUACCAGAGCGCGCCGCCCGCACGAGCCUUCCUGCCCCACGGAGGAGGCCUGGGGCACGCGGGGCAACCACAUCCAGAGAAAUCAGCAGUGAUUGAAAACGGAGAGAUCAGGCUGAAUGGAAAAGGGAAGAAGAUCCGGAAGCCCCGGACCAUUUACUCCAGCUUCCAGCUUCAGGCCCUGAACCAGCGCUUCCAGCAGACGCAGUACCUCGCCCUGCCCGAGAGAGCUGACCUGGCAGCAAAACUGGGCCUAACACAGACACAGGUAAAGAUAUGGUUCCAGAACAAACGAUCCAAAUACAAAAAGAUAAUGAAACAUGGCUCGGGUGGGCCAGAAGGAGAACAUCUUCAGACAGCUGCAGCAUCAGGAACUCAAUGCUCUCCGGCGAUGCCUCCAUUAUGGGAUGUUUCCAUGUCAAACAACGGCGCCCCCAUCCACACUGGAGGAUAUAUGAACUCCUUUGGGCACUGGUACCCAAGCCACCAUCAGGACUCUGUUUGGCCGGAACUCAAAUGAUUUUCGUGGGAUGAGUGAAAUUCAUUUCCUUCUGAUUCCCACAGCACCAAUCAACAUAUUUACCACUCAGAGAGGCUCUGAAAACAUCAACCAAACAUAACACAUAGAGGUCUCCCCUCACAACUUCUCUUUUUCAUGAAGACUUUCCUUUCCUAUCUGAGCUUUGGGAUUAUUCAGAAGACUGAAAUGGUGUGAUGUUCUCCUGAAUAUGGAAUUUCUUAAAUGCAUGUCAUUUUGAAUAAAAUACUGAUUCUUUUUAGAGUGAUGUGCUCAUAGUUAUUUAUGUUUAUGGGUAUUGUUUUGUUCAUUUAUGUUUGUUUACUAGGACAUAAUCUCAUGGACUGAAUCUUUUAAAGGAGUCUCAGCAUCUCUGUCUGAAUCAAGAAUUAAAAUCAACGGUUUUGAAGCAAAUAUUUAACAACACUCUCAAAAAGCAUGUGUAAAACAGCACCCCUGUUGUGUUGGGUAUUUUUUGCACAUUUUGUGAUAACAACACAAAUAUAACAAUUUUAUUUAACAUCCAAAAUGACACAAAGCUUCUGAUUUUUAUGUAAAACGUUGAUAAUUGAAAAAAAGUGUUAAACCUGAAAAAGUUCUUUAGGGACUAGUUUGCCUUGUGUGUACAUCUUUGCUAUGGAUGGAUUAGAAAUACAUACAUAUUAGGCCACAACCUUCUCCAAACUACCAUAAACUGCAACAUUGUCUCAGGCAUCAGAUAACAUUGUCUGGAGCCAGAUUCACGAAAGCUUUCUUAAGAAAAACCAUGGGAAGGUUCUUAAGACAAAGUUCAAAUCUUGGAAAAAACUCAACCUCUACUGCACACAUUAUGAGAGCAAUUUAAAAAAAAAUCAAUUCACUUUUUUGCAUAAAAUGGUCCUUGAUUUAUUUUUUUGGACAAUUAAAUUCAAAAACAUUAAAAAAAUGUGCAGGGGUCCUUUGGGAAUUUGUUGCCUUGAGGUCACAUUGUGCAUCAGUGGGAAUAAAUGAUAUAGAGCCAUGUUCCCUGAAGUGGUGAGACUUGGCUUGUGACUGGCUUAAACCAUUCCACUGUCAGGCAAUGUUGUUUGUAGGCAGCAAACAUUUCUGCAAAUUCUCAUAAGCUAAAAAAAAAAAAAAAAAGAUACUGAAUGUUAAAAAUAAGGUUAAAAAGUGCCCACUAAGGGACAGUAUGACCAAAUCAAAAUAAAAUUAUUUUUAUUGACUUACUCAAACUCUUCCCUUUAUUGUUAACCCUACCGUUGUCAUUAAAUAUGUAUAAUGAUAUUGUAAAGUGAGGAAAAUGAGUUUGUGCAAUAGAGGGUUAAGAUGUUCUCAGAUAUUCUCUUAAGAUAAUGUUAAUUUUUUUUUUAAGAUUUCCUUCAUUGUUUUCUUAUGUUGGCUACAUUUGCAUUUUACCAUGCAUCAUAAACAAUGCAAGACACCUUUGAAUUUGUGUUAACUAUUAUUUCCUCUUUGGAAAAUAUGAUAAUUGCAGGAUAACAGACGAAGAUGGGCAGGAGCAGCAGAGGCAGCGUCUAAUAAAUUUGGAAGCUCACCUUGUAAACUCUUACAGCCUAAGACAAGUGUGAGGCUACUGUAAGGUUAAGAAAACAUUCAAGAACAUAAUACUUUCAAGAAUACGUGUUUUUAGAAUCUUUACUUAGUCUUAAGUAAAUAGUUAAGAAAAGGAAAUAAGAUCAUUCUUAAGAAGCUGUUUUAAGAACGACGAUUUCUCAGAACUUUUUUUUCUUAAGAAUGAAGUGAGGAAAAAACACACAUUGAAGAAAAUUUUCAAUGUGAAGAAUUUUUUUCGUGAAUCUGAUGCCUGGCUUUGAUCAAGUUCCUCUAGAACAAUGUUAAAAAUGGGUGGAAUUCAGUUUUAAGGAUUCAAUGUGUGGUUUUUAACACAUCCAUUUUAAGAGUAUAUUUGCUGAGUAUAUAUUUUUGGUUGUGGACAAUUUAACAAGGCAGAAACAGAUUUGAUUAUAUUGCAAAUAACGGACAGUCUUGAGAAUGGAAAAUAACCAAAAUGUGUUAAAAGCCGUGAAAUGACUGCUAGUAAAUCUUCAGCUGGAAGGAUA
Messenger RNA from Pygocentrus nattereri (red-bellied piranha), 2933 nucleotides. It is a transcript of the gene dlx4a, whose product is annotated as distal-less homeobox 4a. Gene Ontology annotation, molecular function: DNA-binding transcription factor activity, RNA polymerase II-specific; RNA polymerase II cis-regulatory region sequence-specific DNA binding. NCBI's taxonomy places the organism in Eukaryota, Metazoa, Chordata, Actinopteri, Characiformes, Serrasalmidae. The transcript has 3 exons. Bases 190 to 873 code for a protein of 227 amino acids. The record is from RefSeq and is a predicted model, not a curated record. Gene Ontology annotation, biological process: cell differentiation; embryo development; negative regulation of transcription by RNA polymerase II.